CUCUGAGUAAAGUGUAAGUGUAAACAUAGCAUUAUAGCUAAAUACAUUGAUUAGUGGUUUACAAUCAAAUGGGUACACUGAGAACACCGUGUCUCCACUGUAUUUGAACAAGUGUCUUCCUAGAGGUGACGAUUGAUGAACACGUGCUACUGGAAGUGUUAAAGACAGGUUAUUGUUACCCUGAAGGCCUACUCUAUGCCCCUAGCUGUAUCUUUGGUCGCAGCUUACAUUAGCACAAUCCUCCGUUUAUCUAUUCCAUUGUCAAUGGUAAAUGCUGUUUAGUUCAAAAGGUUGUCUGUGGGGUCACCUAUACCAUAAAACGACAUGCAAUUAGAACCAAUUUAGGACCGUUUGACUCAUGUUCACCAACACAUUUGCGCUCUUCCUAGUUGAGAGUUAUUGAAUAUGAAUAUAACAGGUGAAGGCUAAGUGUUGUAUUCACACAAGUCACUGAGUAAAAUUGAGAGCACAGUUUUUAUACUGGCAUCUGGUGGAAAGAUAAGUGAAUUACAUACAUUGUAACAACAUUGUAGGCUAUGCAUAAUACGUUUUCAUAUAUCAUUGCAAAUAUGAAGUGAAUCAUUAAUUGAUCACCUACGCCCAGUAGCCUACAUGCAACGAACGUCGCCGUGUGUGCCAAGUGCGUAAUUGUUGCGCCAAAACCAGUUGAGCGCAAUUAUCAAGCGUCUACAACAUUAAUCUUUGAAUGGUCACUAGUUUGCUAACAAUAGUGUGUCCACGUGGCGCUCUGGACACGGAUUUUUUUCUUCUGCGGCUUUGGUCACGUUGAACAUGGCACAAGUUGCGUGGAUGUUUUGUCUAUUUGUAUGGAUUUUUCUGGCUUUCCAUUCACACAAGUACUAGCGGAAGCUGAUUUUAACGUUGACAGAUGGGAGGGUCAAGAGCAUCAAGACUACCAAUUUGCGGAGCGGCACCUCCUGGGCAAUGUACCAGUGCGUGGGGUGAUCGGGCCUCGGAUAGGGGAAGACGAUGCCACCGGUACCCUCGGUCAGAACCACCAUACUACUUCCUUCCCAUGUUCCAGCACUCUGCGGUUCCCGUCGUCGAUUGGGACUUGUUCAGACCAGUCGUCAGGAAAAUACGUUUCCCCAGUAUCUUGACCAACCUCUUGCUUCCGCCACAAAAUAGUCCAGAGCGCAACCACUUCUCUCCCGUGCGUAAUCCGCGUGGAGUGGAGGUGUGGUGCAACAACCAGAUCUCCGUGCGCAUCAACAGAGGUCAGCUCAGGUUUAGGUGUCUGGCCUCCAUGCUCUUCCUGGGCACCCCACUUUUCUUUUACUUCCAUUAUGACUUGAAUGACUGUGGCAGUACUCAAACGACCAUGAAUGGCCAGCUGGUGUACUCCAGCUCACUUCACCUUUCUCCAGAACCACAAGGGCCAAUGAUAAGAGCCAUACCUCUCAACCUCCCCAUUCAGUGCAUAUGUAACCGAGAGAUGGGAACAAUUGUCGUCAGAAGAGAGCUACAUGCUUGGGGAGCCAAUGUACUUCAAAGCCUACGCAGCUUUUAUCCCCAGAGAUGGGUGUGUUUGUUGAUUCCUGCUUUGUUACAACAUCCAAGGACCCACAUACCACACCCCGCCAUGAAGUCAUUCGCAACUUUGGGUAAUCAAACACUUACGUUCUCACACACUGAUGUAGCUAUAGCAUUUAUAUCUAUUCUAGUGGUGGGUAUAUCCGCGUGUAUGUGUUUUAGAUGUAUGGUGGACAGCAGUCGGAAAGGCAGUCAGUCUCUGUUCUUCUCCCGAGAGUCAAAUGUCCUGCGUUUUACUGUGGAUGCUUUCCUGUCCCCCCGAAUCACUGCCACGGUUAGGCUAUAUGAUGUUAUGGUAAACAAAUGUUUCCACAACGGUAGUGAAUAGUGAUUUAUAUAAUCCGUACUCUGUUCCACAGCAUCUCCACCUGCACUGUACUGUGACUGUCAUGAAAUCCACUUCAAAGCGCAGCGCCAAAUCCCGUACAAUAGCACAGUGGGAAGGACCUGAGCCCAAGGACCGUGCCCCAGGACGACCUGACAUGAUGACUCCUUGCUGUCCCCAGUCCACCUGGCCAUGCUGCUGCUCCAGUUUCAACUGUUCUGCCUUACUAUUAUUCGACCAUGCUGGUCAUUUAUGAACAUUUGAAC
Oncorhynchus keta (chum salmon) is the source of this 2145-nucleotide messenger RNA. RefSeq lists its product as uncharacterized. The record is from RefSeq and is a predicted model, not a curated record. Gene Ontology annotation, cellular component: extracellular matrix. Gene Ontology annotation, molecular function: acrosin binding. Bases 890 to 1882 code for a protein of 330 amino acids. The transcript is spliced from 4 exons. NCBI's taxonomy places the organism in Eukaryota, Metazoa, Chordata, Actinopteri, Salmoniformes, Salmonidae. Gene Ontology annotation, biological process: binding of sperm to zona pellucida; positive regulation of acrosome reaction; egg coat formation.